This is a messenger RNA of Nomascus leucogenys (northern white-cheeked gibbon), 2566 nucleotides long. RefSeq names its product tubulin epsilon and delta complex 2 (gene TEDC2). The transcript has 11 exons. The coding region runs from base 60 to 1304 and encodes 414 amino acids. NCBI's taxonomy places the organism in Eukaryota, Metazoa, Chordata, Mammalia, Primates, Hylobatidae. The record is from RefSeq and is a predicted model, not a curated record.
UCCCGGAAGGGGCGUGGCUCUUCAGAGGCGGCAAAUUGCGAGGAGACGCCGCCGCCUUCAUGCUGCCGGCGGACUGCUCGCGCCGGCUGGUGGCCGAACUGCAGGGCGCCCUGGACGCCUGCGCACAGCGACAAUUGCAAUUGGAGCAGAGCCUGCGCGUUUGCCGUCGGCUGCUGCAGGCCUGGCAACCAACUGGGACCCGGGCUUUGAAGCCACCUCCAGGGCCAGAAACUAAUGAAGAGGACCCCCUUCCAGCAUGCACACCCAGUCCACAAGACCUCAAAGAGUUGGAGUUUGUGACCCAGGCACUGGAGAAGGCUGUACGGGUUCGAAGAGGCAUCACUAAGGCUGGAGAAAGAGACAAGGCCCCCAGCCUGAAAUCUAGGUCCAUUGUCACCAAUCCUGGCACGACAGCCUCCGCCCCACCCCAGUCCCCAGGCCAAGCUGGCCAAGCUGGUGGCCGUGCUUCAGACACGAGACCCACCAAGGGCCUCCGCCAGACCACCGUGCCUGCCAAGGGCCACCCUGAGCGCCGGCUGCUGUCAGUGGGGGAUAGGACCCGUGUUGGGAUGGGAGCCCGAGCCCCCAGGCCUGGGGCGGGCCUCAGGGACCAACAAAUGGCCCCAUUGGCUGCUCCUCAGGCCCCAGAAGCCUUCACACUCAAGGAGAAGGGGCACCUGCUGCGGCUGCCUGCAGCAUUCAGGAAAGCAGCUUCCCGGAACUCGAGCCUGUGGGCCCAGCUCAGUUCCACACAGACCAGUGAUUCCAUGGAUGCCGCUGCUGCCAAAACCCAGUUCCUCCAGAACAUGCAGACAGCUUCAGGCGGGCCGCAGCCCAGGCUCAGUGCUGCGGAGGUGGAGGCUGAGGCAGGUCGCCUGCGGAAGGCCUGCUCACUGCUGAGACUGCGCAUGAGGGAGGAGCUCUCGGCAGCCCCCAUGAACUGGAUGCAGGAGUACCGCUGCCUGCUCACGCUGGAGGGGCUGCAGGCCAUCGUGGGCCAGUGUCUGCACAGGCUGCAGGAACUGCGUGCAGCGGUGGCAGAACAGCCACCAAGACCGUGUCCUGUGGGGAGGCCCCCCAGAGCCUCGCCGUCCUGUGGGGGUGGAGCGGAGCCUGCAUGGAGCCCCCAGCUGCUUGUCUACUCCAGCACCCAGGAACUGCAGACCCUGGCGGCCCUCAAGCUGCGAGUGGCUGUGCUGGACCAGCAGAUCCACUUGGAAAAGGUCCUGAUGGCUGAACUCCUCCCCCUGGAGCUGCUGACUCAUUUGAAACCCCCAACCACGCUGCGACUGUACACCUGGUGACUUUCCAGAGCAGGUGGUCCCCACCCAACCUUAUUUCACUGGCUGACGGCUCAUGGCUCAUCCCCCAUGCCUACUGGAUGUUUGCCUCAGGAGGACCGGGGUGCUGUCCCCCCCUACCCCGGCCAGGCCCUGAUGGGAGCCAGACGUGCACUGACUCACUGAUCCACCAAUCCCGGGGCCAACCCAGAGGACAGUGGUGUCCUGGAGCAGGGAGGCGUCCUAGAUAGCUUUGUGGGGGUCCUGAGGAGGCCCCGACACAGGAGUCCAGGGCGGGAAAGACAGGCCUGCUCCUCCGACUAACGCCCGCCCACCCCGAUUCCCCGCCAAAACCCAGAGGCAGCGGCUGACUCCCCGGGCUCCCGGCUGGCGUCACCGCCUCUGGAGCCAAUGGGCUCUGACGUGGCGAGCCCGGAACGCCACUGGGACUGCGCGGGCGUCCACACCACCCACCGAGCGCGGCCACCGCGUUGGCGGCAUGAGCGCGCUCGAGCCUCCCCCCUCGGCGCCCGCCUCGCCCCCCGGGGCCCUGCGCGCCCUGCUCUUGGCCACCGGCAGCGCUGGGGGCUCGUGGCCGCGCUGCAUUCUGCCUUUCGGUGCCGUGGCCGUGCUGGCUGGUGCAGCUGCCACGGCCAUCACCUUCUCGCUGCGGGGACCCCGCCUGGACCUGGCCCAGGGCUGGUCGCUGGCCGCGCUCAGUGCGGGCCUGGGUCUCCUGACCGCCGCCUUCCUGUGCUGGCGCGCUCGGCGGAGGCGAAGGGCCGGGCGCAGGGAGCCGGGGGCGCCCUGAGCCGCGGGCGAGGCCCCCUCCCAUCGAGGUCACGGCAAGCUGGCCGCCCCUCCCUCCGACCUCGCCCCGGCCGGGCGGGCGAAGUGCCAAGCGCGGUCGCAGAGGCCGCCCCCCACACCCCAUCCCCAAAUCGUUUCUUCUGGAACCCUUUGGGCAGAGAAGGCCACCGGCCGUUUCCCUCCCCCUCCUCUGCUUUCCCUCUCCUCCCUCCUCCGUCUAACGUCGCAUUUCAGCUUUUGACUUGGCGCGCAGAGCUGGCGCGACCGCAGAGCGGCCUGGCUGGGCAGCGGUCUGCGAGGCUGGGGGAUCGACCCGGCGCGAGGGUGCCGGGUGCAGGGCAGCGCGACGCGGGCUCGACCACACCAGCCGCCGCUGGGAGCCGGUGCUGUGUCUGCUCCUGGGCUGUCUGCCUUCGAAGCUCGGUUGGAAACCCCCCGAGGCAUAAUAGGCGCUCAAUAAAUGUGCAAUAGGUGAA